Molecule: messenger RNA, 471 nt
Organism: Lasiodiplodia theobromae
Lineage: Eukaryota; Fungi; Ascomycota; Dothideomycetes; Botryosphaeriales; Botryosphaeriaceae
Product: Translation machinery-associated protein 17
Exons: 1
Coding region: 1-471 (156 amino acids)
Biological process (GO): proteasome regulatory particle assembly
Molecular function (GO): protein-macromolecule adaptor activity
Source: RefSeq, a predicted model, not a curated record
AUGUCCGCCGACUCAUUGCCCAUCACGCCGGCCGCGUUCGCCGAAGCCAUCAAGGAACUGACACUGCCGUCGCUGCACGCCAAAGCUGCUGAGCUGCGCAAUUCGAUCUACCAUCUGCGGCGCUCGAACGUGCAGCUGCAGCCCUUUGCGGACGAGGGCGACCGCGACUGCGCCGAGGCGAUCAAGGAGAACGAAGAGGUCAUGGCGCGCAUGGAGGAUCGCAUCGAGCUGCUGAAGCUGGAGGUCGAGGUGAAUCGCGGAAUGCCUUGGGUCGAGGACGCCAAGGCAGAUGAUGCGACCAAGGAGCAAGUCAACGGUGGAGCACAGCAUAAUGGCGAGCAGAGGAGCGAGGGCAGUGCGCAAAACCAAGGUGCGACAGAGCCCACCGAGGCUGCUGGGGCUGCCUCGGCGAACAGUGCGACUCAUGCAGAGAGUGAGGCGCAGGACGAGCAAGAGGGCGUCUUCCUCUAG